ACUACCCUUCAAGUUUUCUUACAAGCCACGCUUCUUUCUCUCCAAAAACCACUACUUAAGGGGUCCUGCUUCUUAAAACAGAGUUUCUUUUCUUAAACAUUUCAAUCGCUCAUAGCCCUCCUUUCUUGUCUUCAGUUCUGAAAUUACGUUCAUAUUGUAUCUGAAACCUUCUCAGUUUCCCUUCUCUUCUCUAACAGUAUAUCUCUCUUUGUAUUCUUGUUGGGUUGGUUUCCCCUGUUUUCCUCUGAAUACAGAAAAUUAGGGAUUUUUAGUAGGAAUUCAUUGAGAAAUUAUAGAUAUACAUCAGGCCUGGGUUUGCAAAAGACUUGGUUCUGUAGGUUGGCUUUUUUCUCUUUGUGAAAACCCAUUGAGGAUUUAGAGAAAAAUUUCAGGUUUGAUUUCUGAAAACAGAGGGUUUUACAGGGGAUUUGGAGGAAUGGAGAACGUUUCUAGGCUUAGAAAUGAAGAUGGUCAAUUAGAAUUGCCACCAGGUUUUCGAUUUCACCCGACAGAUGAAGAACUUAUAACUCACUACCUAUCCCCAAAGGUUCUUGACACCAACUUCUCUGCUAUAGCAAUCGGCGAGGUCGACCUCAAUAAGUGUGAGCCUUGGGAUUUGCCAUGGAGGGCUAAAAUGGGUGAAAAGGAAUGGUAUUUCUUCUGUGUCAGAGACAGAAAGUACCCAACUGGUUUAAGAACAAACAGAGCUACUGAUGCUGGAUAUUGGAAAGCCACAGGGAAAGACAAGGAAAUAUUUAGGGGGAGAGAACUGGUAGGAAUGAAGAAAACUCUUGUUUUCUACAAGGGGAGGGCUCCCAAAGGAGAAAAAACCGGUUGGGUCAUGCAUGAAUAUAGAUUAGAGGGGAAAUAUUCUGCAUACAAUCUCCCCAAAACAGCCAAGAACGAGUGGGUAAUAUCUAGAAUUUUUAAGAAAAUCUCAGCUGGGAAGAAAACCCACAUUUCUGGGUUGGUGGCCUUAGGCUCCUAUGCCAACGAAUCACGUCCUUCACUGUUGCCUCCAUUAAUGGAGUCUUCUUCAUACAACAGCGAAACAAGAACACGUGUUCGGGAGAUGUCGCCUCACGUGACCUGCUUCUCCGAUCCAAUGGAGGACCAGAAGACCAACAAAGACAUGGUUGAUAGCUUCAACUCUCAUCUAGUAGCUGCCUCAUCUUCCUCAAACCCAGCGUAUAUUUCCUCUGCUCCAAACAUGGGAAAUUUGCACUACCCAGAUUCUGCUUUAAUGCACCAAGAGUCCAUAUUGAGGAUUCUGCUUGAACAUCAGGCUCCAAGCAUGGAACAGAGUACAAAAGCAGAGUUCUCCCCUGAAACUGCCUUUAGCACCGAUAUCUCUUCAGUGGUAUCCAACCAUGACAUGGCUCAAAGGUCUUUUGAGGAUCAAGAGCCAUCAAGUUGUGCUGGGCCAGUUGACAUUGAUUGUCUAUGGAAUUAUUAACUUUGAAGAUGGAAGAAUGCUUAUGGAGGAUGAGAAAGGACAACUGGAAAAGGGUUUUCAGGGAAUUAUUAGUUGUUAAAUAUUUGUGGUGCUGUAUAAAGAUUUUCUGCAUGCAGAUUAGUUUGUAAAGAAAAUGCAUGUAUAUUGAAAAAUUAAGUUCAUCAGCA
This is a messenger RNA of Corylus avellana, 1623 nucleotides long. RefSeq names its product NAC domain-containing protein 100. The record is from RefSeq and is a predicted model, not a curated record. Gene Ontology annotation, molecular function: DNA binding. NCBI's taxonomy places the organism in Eukaryota, Viridiplantae, Streptophyta, Magnoliopsida, Fagales, Betulaceae. Gene Ontology annotation, biological process: regulation of DNA-templated transcription.